This is a messenger RNA of Gryllus bimaculatus (two-spotted cricket), 840 nucleotides long. The record is from the annotation of a GenBank genome assembly. NCBI's taxonomy places the organism in Eukaryota, Metazoa, Arthropoda, Insecta, Orthoptera, Gryllidae.
AUGUUGACUGUGUGUUGCGGCGCAGGUGCGCCGUCGGCGGGCGGCGGCCCGCCGCGGAGCCGCCGUCGUCGGAGCCUCGACGGCCGCGGCUUGCGCCAGCGUCUGCCUGCCGGCGGCUGGCCGCGCUGCGGCUGCAUCUGCGCUGAUCUGCGUCCGCGCCCGCGCCCGACCGCCGGGCGGCCUCCGCCUCCGGCCGCGCCCCGGCCGCGUGGCGGCGUGGGCGGCGUGACGGAGGUGGCGGUGGGCGUGCCGCUGCGCGUGACCGGUCUGCGCGUGGAGUGGGCGGCGCGCGAGCCCGUGCUGGGCGCGGACGGCGUGGUGGCGCUGCUGGCCGGCACGGACGUGCGCCUGCGCCUCUUCGGCCAGGGCCUGGCCAACCGCACGCGCUUCACGCUCACCCGGCGCGCGCAGGAGCGCGGCAUCUGCGCCUACCCGCUGCCGCACAUCCACGAGCUGCUCGCCGCCGCCGCCGCCACUGCACCCGCCCCCGCCACCGCCGCCGUCGCCACCGCCGCCGUCGCCACCGCCACCGCCGCGUCGCCACCGCCACGCGCCGCCACCGCCACCGUCACCGCCACCGUCACCGCCGCCGCCACCGCCACCGCCACCGCCACGCGCCGCCGCCGCCGCCGCCGCCGCCGCCGCCACCGCCACGCCACCGCCACCGCCCACCGCCACCGCCACCCCAACCGCCACCGCCACUACCGCCGCUACCACCGACCACCGCACCACCGCCGCCACCACUGCCACCACCACCACCACCGCCACCAACGCCGCCGCCGUCGUCGUCGUGGUGUCUUUGGCCCUGGUUGUUUGCUUCUGCUGCUGGCUGCGCCCAAU